This is a messenger RNA of Closterium sp. NIES-67, 6961 nucleotides long. NCBI's taxonomy places the organism in Eukaryota, Viridiplantae, Streptophyta, Zygnematophyceae, Desmidiales, Closteriaceae. The record is from the annotation of a GenBank genome assembly.
AGAUUUCAGGAGAGAUUAGUUUCCAGUCAGUCACCACUAAUUCACGGAACCUAGAUUGGAAAGGUAAAGGCGACUGCACCUUGCUCAUGUCUAGUCAAUGGCAUUUUGAGGUGGAUAGUAAAUCUCUUCCGUUACCAUCCUCGGUUCCGUGCUGGAGAAGAAACAAGCAUUUCGUUUAUUCCACGAAGUAUGGAUGUGGUACUUCAUUCGUCCCAUUACGAUAAGAUUCAAGAUGCGUGAUUCUGCUGAGAGCGAGGUUGAUUCAGCUGUGCCUCUGAUGUAUUUGCGUCUUCGAGGUUGAUAUUAUUUCAUUUCGUCAGCACCCUUAGGACUUAAUCGAUAACGAAUGAUUAUAAGCCCGCGGGCUUUCUGCACGUGAUGAAGUCAGCCAAAGUCUACGGAGCCCCUCGCAUCGCAGACACGACAAUGCGUCCUGUUUCAGGCAGGGAGACUGAACAGGCUAUCAUCGCUAUGAAAAAAGGGAGCCGGCUAUUGAAGUACGGUCGGCUUGGAAGGCCACGAGCAUGCUACCUUCGGGUCACAACGGACGAGUGCGACCUCGUAUACAUCUCUGGCGACCGCGAGAAGACGUUUCCUCUCGCCAAUGUCAGCCAGAUCCUGUGGGGCCAACGACCGGGCAGCUUCUCCCGGUCGUCAAGAGGCGACAAGGACAACCAGUCCUUCUCCCUCAUCUUCGGCGAAGGGGAACGGCCGCUAGACGUGGUGUGGAAGGACACUGAGGAGGCGGAGAUGUGGUACACUGGCCUGCGUGUCCUGGUGGAAAGGAAUCGCCGGCCCAAAUCAGAGCGGCUAGGGUUGAGCCACCGGCGAUCAGCGUCCAUGACCCUGGAUGAGCUCCACGAGUGGUCUCCCAACAUGUCCCCCUUCCGACAGAGGGUUGAGUCAUCCCCUCCUGUGGACAGGACUCAAAAUGGCAGUCCUGUAGACGAGACAAACCCCCCCGAGAGCUCAGGCACAGGCGCAGGCGUAGGCACGGAAAUGGGUGUGGGAGCAGGAACAGGCAUGAACUUCUCGAGAUCAGCACAUGACAUGUCGUCUCUGAAUGAGAGCAUUCUCGGGAAAAGCUCCCUGUUUCCUGGGAACUCCCUCUCUGCAGCAGGUGGAUUGUCUGGGUCUAGUCGCACGUUUCCUGGCAGCGGCGGCAGUGUGAACCAGCCGUGCAGCGAAGCAGGCACAGAUGCGAGUGACUUGGACGAUUUUUCGGACACGUUAUCUAUUAGUGGUGUUUCCAUUCACUCCUUACCCCCCUCCUCUGCCGCUGCUACCACUCCUUCUCCCUCAAUUCCCACCACAACCACCACCACCACUUCAACCGCAAAUACCAGUGCUGCUGCCCAUGCCAGCGGUGCUAGCCCUGCUAGUGCCAAUGCUUCGUACGCAGAAGCCCCUGGUUACAGCACAGUAAUUCCUUCCUCUCGGUCAGCAGAUCGUGCCGAACCACUCCCCGGACUGCCUGCUAGAGCUUUUUCCGCAGCUUCGAGUGACGGGUCUGGUUAUCUGCCCAGCGCAGCAAGCAGCAGCACGGGGGACGAUGGGAGUGAGAUACUGGGAGACCUUUUUAUGUGGGGCGACGGGCUCGGGGAUGGGGCGCUAGGAGGGGGCGGAUUGAGGAAACGCGGGAAGAGCAGUGCGAUUCCGAUCCCGGGGUUUGAUUCCGUGACACCGAAACCGCUGGAAUCGGGGGUGGUGCUGGAUGUGUGCCACGUGGCAUGUGGGGAGGAGCACGCUGCGCUGGUGACGAGGCGGGGGGAGGUGUUUUGCUGGGGGGAGGAGGGAGGGGGAAGGCUGGGGCAGGGGCGCGAAAGGGACUUGGAACACCCGAAGCUUGUGGAGGGGUUGGAUGGGGUCCAAAUGGAUGAGGUCGCCUGUGGCAGUUUUGUCACUCUCGCUCUCUCCAGGGCAGGGGAGGUGUUUCUCUGGGGGGACGGCCGCAGGUGCAGGGGCCUGCUGGGGGUGGGGGGAUACGAGGACAUGCCCCAGUGGGUGCCCAGGCGCGUGGGUGGCGCCCUGGACGGGGUGCAUCUGGUGCAGGUGGCAUGUGGGCCAUGGCAUGUGGCGGCUGUAGCGGCUACAGGGCAGCUGUUCACAUUUGGGGACGGCACGUUUGGAGCGCUGGGGCAUGGCAAUUGCGACAUCGUCUCAGCACCCAAGGAGGUAGAGGCACUUCGAGGCGUGAGGGUAUCUCGCGUUGCCUGCGGUGUCUGGCACACAGCGGCAGUCGUGCACGCUCCCACUACUCCAGAUGCUGCUAGUGAUCCAAAUGCUCCUAGUACUUCUACAGUUGGUGGCACAGUAGGGGGUGUAACAGGGGCGUUUGAAGCAGGGAGGCUAUACACAUGGGGUGAUGGAGAUAGGUACAAGCUGGGGCAUGGGGACAAGCAGCAGCAGCUGCUGCCCAAGGCAGUGGACGCUCUCAGCCAAAUAGACAUCUCCCAGGUUGCAUGUGGGCAGGACAUCACAGUGGCUCUCACCCCAUCAGGCCAUGUGUAUGCCAUGGGGUCGGCAGCACAUGGUCAGCUGGGGAAUGCUCAAGCUGAUGGCCACCUUCCAGCCCUUGUGUCUGGGCCCCCGCUGUUCAAGCAAGUGGAGCAGAUAGCAUGCGGCAGCCACCACACAGCAGCGCUCACAGCGGCCUCAGACCUCUUCACGUGGGGCAAGGGCAGCCACGGGCAACUGGGGCACGGGGACACUCGGGACAAGGAGGUCCCAACAAGGGUUGAAGCAAUCAAAGACCAGAGGGUGCUGUCGGUUUCCUGCGGCCCUGCCACCACAGCGGUGGUAUGCCAGCACCGGCAUGCACAGGGCUCAGACCACCACCACUGCACGCUGUGCCGGCAGGCCUUCUCCUUCGCCCGCAUCCGCCACCACUGCUACAACUGCAGCCUGCCCGUCUGCCAUACCUGCAGCCCUCGCAGGCUGCUAGGGGCUGCCAUGGCACCCACCCUCUCCCGCGCCUACCGCGUCUGCGACACGUGCUUUGUUAAGAUGAGCAAGGGAUCGAGUGGCAACAGUAGCAGCACCAGCACCAGCAGCAGCUUUAAGGGAGGUGGUAGCAGCAGUAGCAGCAGCAGCAGCAUCAAGGGAGGUGGCAGUAGUAGCAGCAUUGGUAAGGUCGGCAGUAGUGGCGCGGGUGCUAUCAGCAGUGGUGGCAGUGGAAUCGGCAUAAACUCUAGCUUAGGCAGCAUCAGCAGCAGUGGCAGUUUAGGAGGGGCCGCUGGGAGUGGGGGAGGAGGCAAGCCAGGGCUCUUUACCAGUAGCAGUGCUGGGGGAAGUAGUGGUGGUGGUGGUGGUGGGAAUCUGCCCAAAUCAAAGGCUCCUGCAUCUGCAGGGUCCUUCUCAGGAGCACCUGGGUUUUCUCCUGGCAAUGCUGCAGAGAGCGCCCAGGUGCACACACGCAGCAGUGAAGGGGUGGCGCCACCACUCCCCAUGUGGGGCCCCGUCCCUCCCCCUCCGUCAUUCGCCUCUCUCACUUCUCAUCGAGCCUUUGGCCCUGUGAGCUACCAGUACCCCCAUGCGCAGAACCAACAGCAGCAGCAGCAGCAGGGACAGACGGCCACGCACAGUCAAAGCCUCCUCCGCAAAUCCCCGCCCCCUCAGCCGCACCACGCCAUUCCCUCCUCUAAUAGCUCCGUCUCUUCCUCCCUCCCCAUCCUCCCCUCUGGCUUCCUCUCUCACUCUUCCUCCUCGUCCUCCUCUUCCUCCUCUCCCUUUUUCUCCUCUUCCUCUUCCUCCUCCCCUUCCUCCUGGCUCUUCUCACAACCUAAUGCCUCUGUAUCCGCCAGCAUGGCUAGUCCAGGACCCUCCUCCUCCCUUGCACCCAACACCACACCCACCAACACCCCACCCACGCUCCCCUCCCGCCAUUCCACCCUCUCCCUCUCCCCGAACCUCUCAGAAGAUGCCGGGCCUCCGCCUCGGGCUACCCGGACCAUCUCCCUCCGAGGCUCGGUGGCAGGCUUGGUGGCAGGCUCGGGCCGGCGACCAUCUAGCCCCCUCACAUGGCAGUCGAGCAACAGUCCCUUGGGGGCGGGGAGGAACCCAAGCCCUACUGGAGCCCAGGUUGCUGCUGCUGCAGCAGCAGCUGCUGCAGCCAUGGCAGCUGGUUAUGGGGGUGGUGCUGGUACUGGCGCAAGUGGUAGUGCUAAGGGUGGUGGAGGGGGCAGUUGUGGCUCGUUGCCUGUGAUUGGGGGAGUGGCGGUGGAGCCUUGGGAUUGGAGGCAGCAGGGGGGUGGUGGGGGGAAUGCUGAGGAGAGCUGGAGGAAGGCGAAGGAGAAUGCAGACAAGGAGAUACAGAGACUGAGAGAAGCGAUGCGGGCAAUGCAGGCGAGGAGUGCGGAGGUGGAGAGGGAGCGGCAGGCGGAGAGGGAUCUGGCGUGCAAGCAGGUGGAGGCAGCGUUUGCUGCUGCCAGCAGGGCGGCUGCUCGUGCUGCUGGCGCUCGUGACGUCAUCCAAGUGCUCUCUCAACAGCUCACCACUCUCACUCAAGUCCUCCCUGAGGGCAGCACCAGGCAAGUCAGCCUGGCAGUGAACUCCCUACAAGGUGCCGUGGUCUACACAGGCCCCCUCCUUUCCUCCGUCCUCAUUCCUCCUACCCUAACCGAGCUCCCGCCCCAGCAUAUCACCAGCACUGCCACUGGGGUGCCAUCUGUGCAGGCCAUAGUUGGGGAGGGUGCAUGUGGGGAGGGUACAUGUGGGGAGGGUGCAUGUGGGGAGGAAGCAGGUGGGGCGGAUGGGGUUGGCGUUGGAAGGCAAGAUACCAGUGAAGAGGUCUUAAGCGAGCAGCCUGCUGCUGCCUUUGGUGUCACAGAAGGGAGUGGUGCUGGUCUGGGUACAGGUGCGGAUGGUGCAUCCUGUGGCACUGUCGCAUCGACUGAUAUGGCAGGAACUACUGGCAGCAUAGGAACGAUUUCCAAUACCACUAAGAGCACAUCUGUUUCAACCACAAGUAUCAGUACAGGCACCAGCACAGGUGCCACAAAUACAAGUACAGACAGUACCUGUACGGGCAGCAACAGUGCAGGCAGUGGUAGCUGCGAAGGAAGAGGGAGUGGCAGCAGCAGCAGCAGCCAGAACUUAAGCCAGUUGAAACGCAGGGCCAUUCGCAGCAAAGGGGUAGCAGCAGGGGGGAUGCAACCCUUACUCACCAAUUUCUCCUUCAACUCCUGGAGUUCCCUAGACUGGACCAGAGCCAAAUCGCCUCCUGGAGCUGCUGCGGCGGCAGCAGCAGUUGCAGGAAUCGGAGGGAGGGAUGCUGAGUCGAUUGCAGCUGCUGCAGCUGCUUUAGCUUCCCAGCGAGAGGAGGAAGAGGGGUUUGAAGGCUCUGGAGAACAAGCAGCAAGGCCAGAGCUAUUACACGCAGCAGACGCUGAUGCUGCAGAAGCAGGAGAAGUGGCAAAGGGAGCAGCAGCAGCAGCAGCAGAUAUAGUGAAAGGCAGGAAUUUUAAUACAUCUGCGGAUAUAGAAGGGUGUAUUCGCCCUAUGUUGAAAGGGACAACCGCAGAGGAGACCUCACAGCAGGAUGAAGGAAGAGAAAAGAGAGGAAACGGGUAUGGAGAAAGCGAGAGCGAGGAGUCUGCGUACAUCUCAAUGCUUCCGAGGAAAUCAGCCAAGUCUUGGUCGUUCAGAAGCGUUGCAGGGAUCCCAUGGAGCCCUGCUGGUGGGCCAGAUGGAAAUGUUGACUCCCCUCGGUCGCAGUGGUUCGGGCAGGUGAACAAAGGUGCUGGAAAGACGGGCUUGGGGCCUCCUUCUGAGGCGGGCCAAAGAAGCACAGGCUUGGGACCUGCCGUUUGUGCAGCAGCAGAAGGGGAGAAACCACAUGGUGAUGCUCUAGCAGAUGUGGCUGAAAUAGAGGAUGAGGAGGCAGAGGGGGGGAAUGAUGAUGGUGGGGAAGGAUGGGAGGAGGAGGAAAGGGAGCUGGAAGUGGGAGAGGAUGGAGGGGAGGAGGGUCGGCUGGGAGCAGGGCAGGGAGAGAUGGAGGAAAAGAGGGACGGGGGAGGAGAGAUGGGACCCUCGAGCAAACAGUUUGAGGGUGAUGCUGUUUCCCCGAGAGGGGACACUGGCUCUAGGAGAGUACCAGGCAUUGGCAUUCCCCCUGUGUGGAAUGGCAUUGGUGAGAUGACCCCGAGGGUGCAGCGGCCUGGCAGCAGGUUUGCAAUAAAGGAAGGAGCUGACAGGAGCAGUGUGGUUACUGUUGUUCUGAGUAGAGGGGAGAAUGGCAAUGGUGUGCUAAGGGGGAGUGGGGCAGCCGGCAAUGCUUUGAUGGCUAACUCGAAGGGGGCCGAUAGGGGGCACGUAAGUUACCCAUCUGGCCAACAGAGAUAUGGAAGUGUAGUUGAGGGUGCAGACCGUGAAGAGGAGCCGAGCUAUGUUCCCAGUGGGGUGGGCCAGGAGAGGAAGAGGAGUGAUGGAUGGGAGGAGAGUGCUAGCAGGGAGGAAAGUGCCAGCGGGGGAGAGAGCCGUUGGGAGGAAAGCACGGGCACUGCCAGGGAAGAUAGUGCUAGUCGUGAGGAGAAUGGUAACAGGGAGGAGAGUGCUAGCGGGGAGGAUAGGCGGGAGAGGAAGCACAGGAGCAGGAAGCUAGAAGAGGGGGAGUGGGUGGAGCAGCCAGAGCCUGGAGUGUACGUGACCCUGGCAAAGCUGCCUGGCGAAGGAACAGAGCUGCGCCGAAUCCGGUUCAGCCGCAAGGUGUUUAUGGAGCAGCAAGCAGAGACGUGGUGGGCUGAGAACAAGGCAGCUGUAGCUGCUAUGUACCAUAUUAUCAGCACUGCAAAGAAAUCUGCAAGCGACCUAGGGGAGGCCGAAGCCCCUCAAUAAACUGGUUAAAUUAUGCCACUUGGGCGGUUCACAACACCUUUCUGAUAUUAUAGAAUGGAAUCAAGUUGGGCCAUUUGGACGCUAAAUCUAAUGUCGCUGCAAUUUGUGCUUGAAAUGUUGGCUGUAU